UCCUGUCGGAGCACAAUGAAAGCCUGUGUAUCGCCGUGACUCCGGGCGGCGGAGCCAGUGUCAGCAAAGCGGCUAACAACAGACGGGAAACAGAAAGGAAAAUACAAGCUACUUUUUUUUUUUUCCCCCAUCUAUAAAGCGGAGCACUACAAGAGAUAGAACCACAUUGCUUAUUGCGAGUCCAGACCCUCAGAUCCACUGGCCGGGGAUGGAAUGUACAAAAGUGGACAGAAAAGUGGCUGGACAUGACUCGGUGCAAUUGGCUGGAAGUUUGUAAGUUUGACCAUCGUUUGUAAAUUACUCUCGGAAGAGUUUUCUCUCUUGAUACUGUUAGAAUAGAGCCGGGGGUGAGGAAGCCUAAGCGGGAAGGAAAAAAAUGUGUUGAAGGAUCUCUCUCAGUGGCUAGCGACUUGAUCAGACUGCUUUCAUUUAAGGCUAGGAAACCUUAGAGGGAAUGAGGAUUUUACCGGUGAUUGGAUUAACUGAAGAAAAGAGCAUGGUCCAAAAGUCCAAUUACUGACAUUGUUAACAAUUGAAAAGCCAUCUCCCUCUUUUGGGAGAAGACAACAUCCUACAGUACCUCAAAGAGGAGAAAACACCGGAGCCAAAGGAAAGGGAGGAAAAAUUAAAAGCCAAAAGACAGCCUCUCUUGAUUUUUGUACAUUCUGAACAUUGACUUCAAAAAUUUUCUGAAACAGCACUUUUUUUUUCUAACCCAAGGAAAAGUAAAGGCUGCAGGUUACAUAGACGUGGUAGAGCUGUGUUUCUCUGCAGAAACAUCCCCAUAAAAUUUUUUCUGAAACAACUAGGUGAGGGGGAGUCCAGCUCUCUAUUAAUACCCCUCUCAAUUCCCUUUGCUGUCUGUUUCUGUCUCUGGCUUGACAAUCCCUGAAUUCUUGCUCUAACCCCCAGAUCGUGUGUUUACAAAGUACCUAGUGGCUCUCGUCAGCGUGGUGGGGGGAAAAAAAAGCCCCAUCAACUCUGUCCAACUUCUCAAGAGCUGUCAAAUGCAAUUAGAGUAAGUUGAUAAGGGUUUGUUUCCAACUAAUCCUCUGCGAUUGGUUUCUGUUCUGUCUCCUCACCCUGUUUUUACUAACUCCCCUCCCCCACACCUUCUCCACUGCUCCCCCCAACCUCUGAAGACCUCUAUUCAUGUGGCCCUGAGUACUGAGCUCACAUUGUCAAAAACAGAUUUGGCUGCAAUAGCCAGCAGUAGCCUCCUUCCACCUCACCAUCCUAGAGGCAGCAUUGUGUCCAGUAAGAUGGGGGACACAGCGCCCCCACAGGCCCCCACAGGAGGGCUAGGGGGGGCCCCUGGGGCGGGGCUCCUUGGAGGGGGCUCAGUCACCCCGAGAGUGCACAGUGCUAUCGUGGAGCGCCUCCGGGCUCGGAUCGCCGUCUGCCGCCAGCACCACCUAAGCUGUGAAGGACGCUAUGAACGUGGUAGGGCUGAGAGCUCUGACCGGGAACGAGAGAGCACCUUGCAGCUCCUGAGCCUGGUACAGCAUGGCCAGGGGGCGAGGAAGGCUGGCAAGCACACCAAGGCCACCACCGCUGCGGCCACCACUACCGCCCCUCCACCGCCCCCUGCUGCCCCUCCUACAGCCUCUCAAGCCGCAGCGACAGCCGCCCCACCGCCCCCACCAGACUAUCACCAUCACCACCAACAGCACCUGCUGAACAGUAGCAGUAAUGGUGGCGGUGGUGGGAUCGACGGGGAGCCGCAAUCACAAGCUUCAACCCCUGGGGACCAGAGGAACUCAGCCCUGAUUGCGCUCCAGGGUUCCUUGAAAAGAAAACAGGUGGUAAACCUGUCUCCUGUCAACAGCAAGAGGCCCAAUGGCUUCGUUGACAACUCAUUCCUUGAUAUCAAGAGAAUCCGUGUGGGGGAGAACCUCUCUGCAGGACAAGGGGGCCUGCAAGUAAAUAAUGGACAAAAUCAGAUUAUGUCAGGGAGCUUGCCCAUGAGCCAAGCACCCCUGCGGAAGACUAACACUCUGCCACCCCAUACACAUCCUCCUGGAAAUGGUAUCUUUAACAUGGGCUUAAAGGAAGUGAAGAAGGAACCAGGAGAGACUCUAUCUUGCAGUAAGCACAUGGAUGGCCAGAUGACCCAGGAGAGCAUGUUUUCCAAUAGGUACGGAGAGGACCCUGUAGAGCAGCUGAUGGACCCAGAGCUGCAGGAACUGUUCAACGAACUGACCAACAUAUCUGUGCCUCCCAUGAGUGACCUGGAGCUGGAGAACAUGAUCAAUGCCACCAUCAAGCAGGAUGACCCAUUUAACAUUGACUUGGGUCAGCAAAGCCAGAGGAGCACUCCCAGGCCCUCCUUGCCCAUGGAGAAGACAGUGAUCAAGAGUGAAUACUCCCCGGGCCUAACCCAGGGCCCCUCGGGCUCCCCUCAGCUGAGGCCCCCAUCAGCUGGCCCUGCAUUCUCCAUGGCCAACUCGGCGCUCUCCACUUCCUCCCCGGUCCCUUCUGUCCCUCAGAGCCAGGCUCAGCCUCAGACAGCCUCGGGAGCAAGCCGGGCCCUGCCGAGCUGGCAGGAAGUAUCCCAUGCCCAGCAGCUCAAGCAGAUCGCGGCCAACCGUCAGCAGCAUGCCCGGAUGCAGCAGCACCAGCCUACCACCUGGUCGGCCUUGCCCUCCUCCGCUGGGCCAUCGCCAGGUCCGUUUGGGCAGGAGAAAAUCCCCAGCCCUUCUUUCGGUCAGCAGCCAUUCAGCCCGCAGAGCUCCACAAUGCCUGGGGUGGCGGGCGGCGGCAGCCAGUCGAAGGUGAUGGCUAACUACAUGUACAAGGCCAGCCCGUCGGCCCAGGGAGGGCACCUGGACGUGCUCAUGCAGCAGAAGCCUCAGGAUCUCAGUCGGAGUUUCAUGAACGCCCCGCACACAACCAUGGAGCCCCGGCAUGGCAACACUAAGCCUUUGUUCCAUUUUAACUCAGAUCAAGCAAGCCCGCAGAUGCCUUCUGUUUUGCCUUCCCAGGCUAAGCCUUCUCUCCUGCACUACACCCCGCAGCCGCCGCAGCCGCCCCCACAGCCGCCCCAGCAGCCCCCGCAGCCGCCCCCGCAACCCCCGCAGCCGCAGAGCUCCAUUUCAGCUCAGCAGCCCCCACCGCCGCCGCCGCCGCAGUCCCAGCCCACCCAGCCCCUGUCCAGUCAGCCUUUGCUAAGGUCCCCCUUGCCGCUGCAGCAAAAGAUCCUGCUUCAGAAAAUGCAGAACCAGCCCAUCACAGGCCUGGGGUAUCAAGUCUCCCAACAGCACCGACAGGAUCAACACUCUGUGGUAGGCCAGAACACAGGCCCCAGUCCAAGUCCCAACCCCUGCUCAAAUCCAAACACCGGAAGUGGUUAUGUGAACUCCCAGCCAUCACUGUUGAAUCAGCAAUUGAUGGGAAAGAAACAGACUCUACAGAGGCAGAUCAUGGAGCAGAAACAGCAGCUUCUCCUCCAGCAGCAGAUGCUGGUUGAUGCGGAGAAGAUUGCUCCGCAGGAUCAGAUAAAUAGACAUUUGACAAGGCCACCACCAGAUUACAAAGACCAAAGAAGAAACACGGGCAAUAUACAGCCAACUGCUGCUCAGUAUUCUGGUGGCUCAUCAGCUGUGAGUUUAAACUCUAACCAGGCUUUGGCAAACCCAGUUUCAACACAUACCAUUUUGACUUCGAAUUCCAGCCUCAUGUCUACUUCGCAUGGGACGAGAAUGCCAUCGUUACCCACAGCAGUUCAGAAUAUGGGGAUGUAUGGAAAUCUGCCUUGCAGUCAACCUGGCACAUACAGCGUCACUUCAGGAGUGAAUCAGCUGACCCAGCAGAGAAACCCAAACCAACUGAUAGCAAAUCAAACCACCCCUCUGAUGCCACGGCCACCUACCUUAGGGGCAAGUAAUAAUAAUAAUAACGUAGCCACUUUUGGAGCUGGACCUGUUAGCAGUUCGCAGCAGGUAAGACCAAAUUUAACCCACAGCAUGGCAAGCAUGCCAGCACAGAGAACGUCGAAUGUAAUGAUCACAUCCAGCACAACAGCACCAAACUGGGCCUCUCAAGAAGCAACAGCCAAACAACAGGAAGCCCUGAAGUCCACAGCAGUCCGCUUCCCCACAGGUGCACCUGCAGCCUAUACUCCAACCCAGUCCCUACAACAGGCAGUGGGCAGCCAGCAGUUUUCUCAGAGGCCAGUGGCUCCUCCUAACCAGCUCACACCAGCAGUGCAGAUGAGACCCAUGAACCAAAUGAGCCAAACAUUAAAUGGACAGACCAUGGGUCCACUCAGAAGUCUGAACCUCAGACCCAGUCAGCUCAGCACACAAAUUUUGCCUAAUUUGAACCAGUCAGGAACAGGGUUGAGUCAGUCGAGGACAGGCCUGAGCCAGCCGCCAUCCCUGACCCCGGGCAGUUUCCCUUCGCCCAACCAAAGUUCCAGGGCUUUUCAAGGAACUGACCAUGGCAGUGACUUAGCUUUUGACUUUCUCAACCAACAGACCGAUAACAUGGGCCCUGCCCUGAACAGCGAUGCUGAUUUCAUUGAUUCUUUAUUGAAGACAGAGCCUGGUAAUGACGACUGGAUGAAAGACAUCAAUCUUGAUGAGAUCUUGGGGAACAACUCUUAAAGGAGAAGAGGGAGACAAUUAAUAAACUCCACGCACUAAAAGGCAGUAUUUCACAAGGACUCUGUAAAGGCCAAACUCUUGACUUUUAGUUGGACUAUGUGAAGAUACCUUGGCUUACACAUGGAAGCAGAAAGUUAACUGCAGUGCUUGGUUCAAAUGUUUGUUUUAAGUCUCAAACCUGAAAGUAAAAUCUUGGGAUCACCUUUCCCUAUCUAAACUCCAGGACACAGUAUCCAGUUUUCCCAAACAGAACUGUGAUGUUGAUGUGUAAUUAGUUGUGUAAAAUAGGCUUCCCAAGCUCCUUUCCUCCCUGAAAGAAAAGUAAUAGAGCUUGUCGCUUGCUAAAUCCCAUGUCAUAUGGAGGUUCUAGUUCCCAGCAACAAAUUCCUUCAUUUGCUCUAAUAGAUAAUAAGUGUGGUUUAAUCUUCACACUCCUGUCUUUUCAUUUAGUUUUCCUAAGACGUCCAGGGUAGAUUAAAAUGUUAUAGGUUUGUUUGGAGUAACCAAACAGUGCCCCAAGUAGAGCAAAGCCAGAGAAACUAGAGAACAUCCAAUGGAUUAUAGAGUUUCUUCCCCAGAUUCACCUCUCACUUGGUCAGUUUUCCCACAUACGCCGUACUUCCGCAACAUGCCAUGUCUAGUGGUGAAACAAGAUUGCAGCUCUCCAACUUUAUUUGGGCUUCCACAGUCAAUUCCUGAAUCCAUUUCCAAGUCUUAGAUAAAAAUCACAACUUGUCCUAAUCAUACUGAAAUAUUGGUGCAUAUAUGUCUGCAUCAGAUUUCACUAUUUCAAAAAGAAAACAUCCCAUGGGACAUGGCUACAGAGGAGAUUUAUCUAGCCACAAAUAACCUGGGGUGUUGCUUCUUGUGAUCAAGCCUGCUGGUUAGUUCCCAUGCCGAGUGAAAUUGAGCCUUGUCUUCCCUGCUUAUUUUGAUGACCAGAGACUGACUUGUAAGAAAACGGAGAUAAGAAGGUAUCUUGUUUUGAUUGGAGAUAAGAAACAGAAGAUCAGGACAAGAAAUGGUGGGUAUGGUUGGGUACAAAUCUAUUUCACAGGGUUUGAAGGAAAGCAUAAUUGAGAGAGAAAACAAUCUGUCCUGAUUUGGGCAUAUUUUGGGUGAACAGCUAAAGAGAAUGUGAUCUGUUCCAGUAGCAAUGUAUUCAUUCUUGGCUCCCUGAUAUAAUAUAUCUUCACCACAUGCUAGACGGACCCUGCAUUAUCCAGGUUUUCUCCCUCAGGGCUGAGCACUGUAUCAAAGAAGGAGUUUUUGUUGAGUCAUCUCACCUCAGCGCCCACACACAGAUCAGCUAUAAAAUGGGGAGGACAUGUGCUGAUUUGGAAUGGAUGCAAAAUAUCACUAUCAUUUUCCUCGUUACAGAAGAACAUAGGUUAUCUUCAACCUUUUUAGUUAUAUGCCCACAUACUCAAUUAUCAGAUGUAAUUUAACUGGACUUGUUUAAUAAAUAAGUCUUUUGAUACCUGUGCUAAAAAAGAUCAUAUUUUGAAAGUUCUGCAAAGCCCUCUCUCAAUCUUUAAAAUGUCUAGAAGAACACUCUUUCUUUUACACAAUACCAACAUCACUGGCCCAGAAUCUUUUCUGUGCUAGGUUGUAAAUAUGAAUAAAUGACUUGUUUUGUAAACUUUUGUAAAGAAUAUUUUGGUAGAAAUACUUAAAACAUAUUCUUUGGGUUAUAUUUAUACAUAUGUGAAAUAAAUAUACUAUCAAAAGGUUAUAUUUUAUACAAAAAGUAAAUUGUUACCUUUUGUAUGCUAAUAUACAAAGUUUUGUAUAAUAUGGUUUAUUUUUAGCUCUACACUUAAACCGUAAGAGGUCAAGUGGGAACUUUUGAAAACUAUCAAGAGGCUUGUUAGACAAAUUUAUAUUCUGAAACCUCAAGAAGAAAGCAUUCCAGGUUUCAAUUUUUUCUUUUUUUUUUCUGCUCCCAAAUUAUUUUUUAAACCCAUAGUUCUUUUGUCUUAUUUGAUCCUACUGCUGUGCACAUUGUAUUGGUUCUUGUUGCAUGUGGUCUACUGUGUGUUUUCCCAUUUUAUAAAACAGUGUUUCUCCAUGCAAAAAAGGAAAAAAAAUAUGUACAUAUAAACACUUUUAUUUUAUGACUCCUCCAUGUUACUGUAUAUAUUUGCCAGUACUUCCCAGUUACACUCCUGUGAUUCAGCUUAUUUUUACCCUAACAUAAAUAGUAUGUUUUGUAGUAGCUAUCAAAUUUAAGAGAUAAAGCAAUCAGAAUGUUUGGAUUUUCUUCUAUCUUAAUGUGAAUUUCAUAAUUAAUGUCUAUUUAUUCAGCUACUCAUUAAAAUACAGGAUUCUUUGGAAAAAAAUGGUGUAGUCUAUAGUUUCUGUUUUUUGGCAGCCUAUGACCAAAGAUGACGUAAUUUUCCUGAAAGCUGAGAUGAUGACAAUUUGAUAGACAGAAUAUAGCCCAAACUUGAAGAUUUACAACGUAAAAGCUAUUGGAAUCCAAUCUCCCAUUUAUAUAGAUACCGGACUACUUAAUUCUUGGCAUUGUUUAUCAUUCUAACAUAUUAAACAGGAGGUAGAAGUCAUUUUUUUUUUUAAUUCAAAGACUAGUAAGCAGUUUAGGCAAAUAAUUCAUUCUUGGCUUUGUGUUAAGCCCAAUGAAGAUAAAUAACCUUGCUCUGAGUGAAUGCACUAAUAUUACUUGCAUUACUGUAACUGUACCCAUAACUGUAAAGAUUUCAACUUGUAAAACAAGUAUUUUGUAUUGUGUGUAAUUUCAUGUGUUAAAAAAUAGUUUUAAAAAAUUCGGAAGUGGUUCUCUUGUAUGAAAUCAUACUUUCAGUCACCAACAAUACUGUUGCUAUAUCACAGAAAGUUCUGAGAACUAUUAAUAGCGAUGGGCACAUUUAGUCUCUGGGAAGCUUCUAGUGAAAUGCUGUCUUGUCUCUUUUCAGUGCUCUUUAGUUCACUUAGAAGGUUUGUUUUAAAAUCCUGUAUGCACAGCACCAAUAAAUACCGAAGAAACACAUUCUCAGGCAUGGUGGGCCUUUGCCUGGGCACCUGUUCAGGCCAAGCCUGAGUGAACACAAGGCCAGGUAAACACAGCUUCACUGAGCAUAUUUACACAUUCCUUCUUGAGGGUCAAAGAGGUUAAGAAAAAGGCGGGAGGAGGCAAUGGGAACCUUUCUCACCAAUGUUCUUGCUCCCCUGUUGAAGUGUGUUGCUGGGAUUCCACUGUCCCUUCCCCCUCUGCCAGGAAGAUGUGUGGCAUUAUCCUCUUUAUUCGUGUUAUUAAUGGAGCAAUAAUAAAAUUGACAUUCUAUGUGGUCCCGGUCCAAUG
Zalophus californianus (California sea lion) is the source of this 7929-nucleotide messenger RNA. It is a transcript of the gene MAML2, whose product is annotated as mastermind like transcriptional coactivator 2. Gene Ontology annotation, cellular component: nuclear speck; nucleoplasm. Gene Ontology annotation, molecular function: transcription coactivator activity. The coding region runs from base 1263 to 4607 and encodes 1114 amino acids. The record is from RefSeq and is a predicted model, not a curated record. The transcript has 5 exons. Gene Ontology annotation, biological process: Notch signaling pathway; positive regulation of transcription of Notch receptor target. NCBI's taxonomy places the organism in Eukaryota, Metazoa, Chordata, Mammalia, Carnivora, Otariidae.